AUGGAGGUUGCAAUGGUGAGUGCAGAUAGCUCUGGGUGCAACAGCCACAUGCCCUAUGGAUAUGCGGUCCAAGCUCGGGCCCGAGAGAGAGAGCGGCUGGCACACUCAAGAGCUGCAGCAGCUGCGGCCGUAGCGGCAGCAACGGCAGCAGUAGAAGGUGGGGCAACGGGUGGAGGUGGACCAUAUCACCACUACCAUCAGGAACAGAGUCGAGGUGCAUCCUCCUCUCAUGGUGGAAAUGCGUCACGCAGCAGCGUGCCCCACCGCCAGAGUGGUAAGAGGCGGAAGAAGGGGAAGAAGAGGAGCCACCACUUGGGAAGUAGGGAGUGUGGGGCCUCCUUCCCCUGUUCUGAGCUGCUGCCUCUCAGUGGUUCUGAAGAGAGAAUACUGAAAGACUUGAGUGAGGAGGAAGAGGAGGAUGAAGACGAGGAUGAAGACGACGAGGAAGAAGGAAAGCUCUACUACAGUGAUGACUAUGGGGAGGAUGAGUUUUCAUACUCGGACCAGCCACCUGAUGAUGGUGGAGGCCCUGGGGGUUACAGCUCUGUUCGCUACAGUGAGUACGAGUGUUGUGAGCGUGUGGUAAUCAACGUGUCAGGACUGCGGUUUGAGACCCAACUGAAGACAUUAGCUCAGUUCCCGGAGACAUUGUUGGGUGAUCCAGCGAAGCGAGGGAGAUACUUUGACCCUCUCAGGAAUGAAUACUUCUUUGAUAGGAACCGGCCCAGCUUUGAUGCCAUCCUGUACUACUACCAGAGUGGUGGUCGGCUGAAGAGGCCAGUCAAUGUACCCUUUGACAUCUUCACUGAGGAGGUGAAAUUCUACCAACUUGGGGAGGAGGCUAUGCUCAAGUUUAGGGAGGAUGAAGGGUUUGUCAAAGAGGAAGAGGACAAAGCUUUGCCGGAGAAUGAGUUUAAGAGGCAGGUUUGGCUGCUGUUUGAGUACCCGGAGAGCUCCAGUCCAGCCAGAGGCAUUGCCAUUGUCUCUGUCUUGGUCAUCUUGAUCUCCAUUGUCAUCUUUUGUCUGGAGACUUUGCCAGAAUUCAGAGAUGACAAAGAAUUCAUCAUGUCCCUGAGCUUAGGGAAGGGACUUUCCAAUGAGUCACUUCACCUGGAUGCUGGGGAGCACACCAUCUUCAAUGACCCUUUUUUCAUUGUAGAGACAGUCUGCAUCAUUUGGUUCUCCUUUGAGUUUACAGUGCGCUGCUUUGCAUGUCCAAGCAAAGCACACUUCUUCAAGAACAUCAUGAACAUCAUAGACAUUGUCUCCAUCUUGCCUUACUUCAUUACUCUGGGCACUGACUUGGCACAGGAGCAGGGCAGUAAUGGUCAACAGGCCAUGUCUUUUGCCAUCCUGAGGAUCAUCCGUCUGGUCAGGGUGUUCCGCAUCUUCAAGCUCUCCAGGCACUCCAAGGGUUUGCAGAUCCUGGGUCAUACGCUCAGGGCCAGCAUGAGGGAACUCGGCCUCCUCAUCUUUUUUCUUUUUAUUGGAGUCAUUUUGUUUUCCAGUGCUGUUUACUUCGCAGAAGCUGAUGAGCCUGCCACCCAUUUUCAAAGCAUCCCAGAUGCCUUUUGGUGGGCUGUAGUGACCAUGACUACAGUUGGUUAUGGGGAUAUGAAACCCAUAACUGUGGGUGGGAAAAUAGUUGGGUCCCUGUGUGCCAUUGCGGGAGUGUUAACCAUUGCUUUACCAGUGCCAGUGAUUGUCUCCAAUUUUAACUAUUUCUACCACAGAGAGACUGAGAAUGAAGAACAAACGCAGCUGAUGCAAAAUGCAGUCAGUUGCCCUUACCUCCCAACAAAUUUACUGAAGAAAUUUAGAAGCUCAUCAUCUUCAUCCACAGAGGAUAAAUCAGAAUAUUUGGAGAUGGAAGAAGGAGUUAAAGAAUCUCUUUGUGUAAAGGAGAAAAAAAGUCAGGACACGGGGAAUAGCAGUGAGUCAGAGAAGAAAAACUGUGUAAAUUCAAAUUCUGUGGAAACUGAUGUGUAA
This is a messenger RNA of Gymnogyps californianus (California condor), 1989 nucleotides long. RefSeq names its product potassium voltage-gated channel subfamily A member 4 (gene KCNA4). The transcript has a single exon. Gene Ontology annotation, biological process: potassium ion transmembrane transport; protein homooligomerization. Gene Ontology annotation, cellular component: membrane; voltage-gated potassium channel complex. The record is from RefSeq and is a predicted model, not a curated record. Gene Ontology annotation, molecular function: delayed rectifier potassium channel activity; potassium ion binding; protein binding. The coding region runs from base 1 to 1989 and encodes 662 amino acids. Lineage: Eukaryota; Metazoa; Chordata; Aves; Accipitriformes; Cathartidae.